Molecule: messenger RNA, 1596 nt
Organism: Kickxella alabastrina
Lineage: Eukaryota; Fungi; Kickxellomycota; Kickxellomycetes; Kickxellales; Kickxellaceae
Product: concanavalin A-like lectin/glucanase domain-containing protein
Exons: 3
Coding region: 1-1596 (531 amino acids)
Biological process (GO): carbohydrate metabolic process
Molecular function (GO): hydrolase activity, hydrolyzing O-glycosyl compounds
Source: RefSeq, a predicted model, not a curated record
AUGGCCGACAGCACUUGCAACGAGUUUUCACCCUGCUACCGCGAGGGCUACUGCGACACCGGACCCAUGUUCUGCAUGUGGGGUCUCUGCAACGAAUCCAAGUCUUACAACUCUACAUCCUGCUGGCCAGCUGAGGGCUGUAUUAACGACACUACAGACUUUACAAGCUCGAGCGACGUGGUUCCCAUUAAAAGCUACACCGGCAACCCAAACACCAACCCUUUCGUCUCCAUAUUUGAGCCCAACAACGCUGCUGUUGAGGAUGGAAAUCUUGUUCUUACCAUGAACUAUGACAAGUCUCAGGACAAGGGCUUUGGUACGACUGUCUCCGCCUCGAACACCAUCCACUACGGCAAAGUCACCGCUCGCAUAAAAACAGCUGCCAUUGCCAAGGGUACUGUCACUGCCUUUAUCAUUCGCAACGACCAGACUGGUGACGAAAUUGACUUUGAGUGGGUCGGCAAAUCGCCCAACCUUGUUGAGACCAACUUCUUCUACCACGACAUCCUGGACUACGGAAACAGCGCCUACUUUAACAUUGGCAGUGACAGCUCGGCUGACUACCACGACUACACUAUUGACUGGACUCCCGACUCGGUCACUUGGAUUGUCGAUGGCGUUUCUCUCCGCACUCUGCUCCGCAAGGACACCUACGAUUCUGACGAUAGCGUCUAUAAGUUCCCUGCUUCUGCUGGCCGCGUUGGCUUUUCCAUUUGGGAUGGUGGUAACUCUGGCGCUGAAGGAACCGCAAGUUGGGCUGGUACACCAACCCCCUGGACUAGCUCGACUGUUUACAAGAUGUAUGUCGAUUCUAUCACCAUUGAGUGCAAUGCUGACACUAACCCAAUUGUGCCUGUAUCGUCUGAGCCUGCUUCUGCCAGUGAGUCUAGUACCACUAUUAGCUCUAUGAGCAGCAGCAAGGUUGCUUCUACAACUUUGGUUGAAAACUCAAUCAUCUCUGAGACUAUUUCCAGCGAUGACGGUUCUUCUAUCUCCGAGACUGUUUCCAGCGAUGACGAUUCUUCUAUCUCCGAGACUGUUUCCAGCGAUGACGAUUCUUCUGCCUCCGAGACUAUUUCCAGCGAUGGCGGUUCUUCUGUCUCUGAGACUGUUUCCAGCGAUGACGGUUCUUCUAUCUCCGAGACUGUUUCCAGCGAUGACGGUUCUUCUAUCUCCGAGACUGUUUCCAGCGAUGACGAUUCUUCUGCCUCCGAGACUAUUUCCAGCGAUGGCGGUUCUUCUGUCUCUGAGACUGUUUCCAGCGAUGACGGUUCUUCUAUCUCCGAGACUGUUUCCAGCGAUGACGGUUCUUCUGCCUCCGAGACUGUUUCCAACGAUGACGGUUCUUCUGUCUCCGACGAGAGCUCUACUAUUACCCCAGCUGACUAUACUUCUACAUACUUGGAUGGUGUCUCGAAUAUAAAUUCAUCCGACAGCAAUGUCAGCACAAGUCCCACUGGUGAUAUCAGCUCCAAUUCGGUUGAAAGCCCACCCACUGACGAGGGGGCGUAUGACGAGCGAGUGUUUAUGCAAUGGUUUCCAGUCAUUGGGCCGGGUGCUGUCGAUUCGGCUUUGCUAUGUCAUGUUGGAAACUGA